Molecule: messenger RNA, 1961 nt
Organism: Tribolium castaneum (red flour beetle)
Lineage: Eukaryota; Metazoa; Arthropoda; Insecta; Coleoptera; Tenebrionidae
Exons: 4
Coding region: 199-813 (204 amino acids)
Biological process (GO): cell-cell adhesion
Cellular component (GO): cell-cell junction; membrane
Source: RefSeq, a predicted model, not a curated record
CUAAAUGAAAUCAAGUGCAACGGAUCAUGUUUUAUCAACAGGAAAUUUUUCAUUACGAUUUUUCCCUCCUUACAAGUCGCUCGUUAAAAACUCAAUUCCGGCUAUUAAAAUCCGCUCCGCCUCUAUUUGUUAUCACUGACAUUCCUAUCACAUUCCUGGCCCAUGCCUAAGUCAGUUUCCGUGCGAGACAGGUGAAUAAUGGGUGAAAAAACGGUGGUUAGAUUGGCAGCCGAACACAGCCGGUACCGCUUAGUGAUUGCGUUCAUAUGCGGGCUGAUAGUGAUCAUCUUGAUGAUAAUGGGGUUGGCCUCCACCGACUGGCUGAUGUCCGCCGGCUGGAGACAAGGCCUCUUCAUCCACUGCAUCGAAGAGGACGCCCCCCAGCCUCUGCCCUUCGACAUGCAAGAACCGCCCGGAUGCUACCAAUCCAGGGAUGCAGCAUACAUCCACGCCGCCGCCGCUCUGUGCGUCAUCACGCUGGUGACGGACGCCGUGGCGACUUUCCUUACCGGAAUGGGUCUGAAAACGAAAGACCAUCACUCCAAAUACAAGUACUACCGUUUCGCUGUGAUAAUCAUGGGUGUCUCCCUGGUUUCGAUCCUGGUGGCGCUGAUAGUGUACCCAGUGUUCUUCGCCGCCGAGCUGAACCGGGGCAACCGGACGAUAUGGGAGUUCGGUUGGGCGUACGGAGUGGGCUGGGGCGCCGCCAUUUUCCUGUUUGGCGGCGUGGUCCUGUUAAUGUGCGACAAAGAAAGCGAGGAGAUUUACUAUAAAGAGCGAAAAAUCGUGCACGAUAACGAUUCGAGGGCCUAGUGGCCACAUAGUCUGCCCGAUGUUGUUCUCUGAUCGUAAUAAGAGGCGUGCCUCUCUCAGAGAUGUGAACGAGAGAUUUGUGUGAAUGGUCGCUUGCCUGAUUCUGGAUCGGUUCGGCGCUAGCAAAAUUCGUAUUUGAGUUCAGCCGUUUCGGACGCGCGCCGAACCGAUCGCUCGAGUUUUCAGCGUUUUGUUGUUUGAUUUGCUUGCCUGGUUUUAUCGCCAGUCAGCCAGUUUUGUAGUUGUUACCAUUUUAAGGCGCUAAUUGGCUCUGGCCGCUCAGGUCAGGGGGAUCAGUGCAGGGUGAGUGAUAGAGCGACUGAGAGACAACCCGGGCAGGCUAGGUGUAUGUUUAAUACGAAAUAAAGACUUGAACCAACUUAAAUGAACUGUUUUCAUGUACAUGAUUUUCCGUUGUCCGUUCCAUGGGAGAACAGUUCGUAGUGAUGUCAAUAUUGUAGUUGUAGGUUUAAUCGAUGGCAGCUAAUUAUUUUUUGACUUUUCGUUUUGGGCAUUAUUUUAUUUUUAUAGUAUUUAUGAAACGAAAUUAUCGUGCAGCUGCGCUUACUUGACCAAUACGUAGUUAUCGUUGGGUUCAAUCAGUUGUGUGACUUAGGGUACAUUAAAAGCAUAUCGAUAAAAUGUAACUUUACGUGCGUAACGACGUUAUUUAUAUUUGUAUUAUAGUUAGGGUAAUUUAAUAAUACUGGACCAACGUUUUUGCUUUAAACAACAUACUGCCAGAUCAUUUGGCCACAGCAUGUUUGAAACGUUCCGAUUAUUUCUCUGUAAUUAUAGUUAUAAGUUUUUUUUAUCAAGUACUCUCCUAAUUUAUUGUAUUGUAAAUAAUACUAUGUCACAUAAACAAGCAUGGUAAUGUAGUGUUGUGAUAUAUAGCUUGUGUAUAUAAUAGAUGUGAAAGCCAUAUAUCUCGGUAGGAAAUGCAACUUAUAAGUAUAUCCCCACUUACAAUUUAUAUUUUCUACUAUUGAUUUCAUUCCUUGUGUAAAUUUACUGUUACAACUGUAUAAAAAUACAUUGAAAUUCUCUUAAUGUAAGGGUAGACGAUCUCAAAUGGAGUUCAGAUCUGAGGUUCAUUCCAGCACUUGUACCUAUCUUCUGUCAUAAAAUAAAUUAUUUGUAUUACA